AUGGCUAACAAAAGUAGACCAAAGAAAGCCAAGGCUCCGUAUAGAAAGUACGUAGGAGGUAUUGGUUAUGUUACUACGGCUUAUGGAAAAUUUCAAACCUCUGAUGAUGAAUAUGAAGAUGAAGGAAAUAAAUACUAUCACAGUGAUCAAGAAGAAACUUAUAUAGAUGGAACAGAAGAUAGACCUUCUUCGAAUUCUUCGGAUUCUGAAAAAGGGUUAGAUCCUAAAUUCCUUUAUGUCUGUAAAGAGUGGUAUAUUAUGUAUUUACCAAUUUUGUAUAGUUCUCCGUACUUAAAUUCGAAAAAUUUCAAUAAAUUUAUGGUUACCAUGGACAUUAAUAAGAAAACACCUGCAUUAGGAGAUAAAUCCAUUAAAUUAAACGAGUUGGUUUUGAAAUUAGAUUUAUCCACGAUUGUUCAAUCUGGCAGAAACUCCUUUGUUUCAAAACUAUUAAGACGAUGUAAUAAAAGUUUAACAGAGUUUAUAGCACCACAAACUAGUUUCGGAUAUGCUCCGUUGAUAUCUUUAAAGUCGUGUCAUAAUUUACAAAGGUUAGACCUCAGUUUAGUUUCGGAAACUGUUGAUUUAGAUAAACUAUUUCAAGCAAUUAUUGGGUUUGAACAUUUAAAAGAAUUGUUUUUCCCCAGAUGUAGUAUAAACUGUGAUUUAAUUUUGUUGUCUCAGAACAACGGCAACAUAUGGCCUAGAAAUGUAAAAUAUUUAAAAUUAAGUGGCAGUGUAACCAAUGAUUUUAUAAUGAAUUGUGAUUUCCCGAGAAGUUUACAAAAAUUGGAACUAGCUUAUUGCCCCUUAUUGAAUGAACUAUCUAUAUAUAAAAUAUUAUCGCAAAUAGGGGAUAAUUUGGAAACGUUAAUUUUUCAAUAUCCAAUGCCCUCAUUACAGGCAAAUUCGCUCGACUUUAUGUUUAAAUACACUGGUUCAAGAUUGAAAACAGUACAAAUAGUGGUUGAUUAUUGUUCCAAGUGGCUUUUUCAAGAUGAAGAUACUAUUAUUCCAUGUUUAGAAACAAUCUACUUACAGUGCAGCGGAUCGUUGGGACAGGCUUUUAAAAUACACCCAGAUGAUUUAACAGUCGCUAUUAUGGAGAAUAGAAUACCUUGUUUGAAAAAUUUAUAUGUAUCUUGCAAAUUGGGCUGGGACAUGAAUAGCGAUGAUGUGGAAGAUUUGUUAAAUGUUUUAGAGGAUCAAGGAGGCCAUAUGUAUAUAACAUAUUAG
Messenger RNA from Saccharomycodes ludwigii, 1236 nucleotides. It is a transcript of the gene PFU1, whose product is annotated as Pfu1p. Bases 1 to 1236 code for a protein of 411 amino acids. The transcript has 2 exons. NCBI's taxonomy places the organism in Eukaryota, Fungi, Ascomycota, Saccharomycetes, Saccharomycodales, Saccharomycodaceae. The record is from RefSeq and is a predicted model, not a curated record.